This is a messenger RNA of Engraulis encrasicolus (European anchovy), 1970 nucleotides long. It is a transcript of the gene ykt6, whose product is annotated as YKT6 v-SNARE homolog (S. cerevisiae). Gene Ontology annotation, biological process: endoplasmic reticulum to Golgi vesicle-mediated transport. Gene Ontology annotation, molecular function: SNAP receptor activity. The record is from RefSeq and is a predicted model, not a curated record. Lineage: Eukaryota; Metazoa; Chordata; Actinopteri; Clupeiformes; Engraulidae. The transcript has 8 exons. Gene Ontology annotation, cellular component: Golgi apparatus. The coding region runs from base 322 to 918 and encodes 198 amino acids.
UGUGGGCUUUUGUGGAUGUAGCUUCUCCUGAAAGUAGCCAGUGGAGAUAACACAAGUUUCUCCAUUUCGAACAGGGUUUAUUUUUAAGGAUAUUUCAAAUGAGCAUUUUCUUGCUCAUAUACUCUCUCCAUUUUCAAGACUGGAUCGUUUACGGUUUUUAAUUAUUUUUUAGCUUUGAAAAUAGCACAGCCAGCUAACAUAUCUUUCAGCUAGUGAGUGGCUAGCUCAAUUUUCUGUCUGUUUCUGUCUUUGUCGUCAUUUCAGCCUGGAAACUUUUUUGCUGGACACUAUUAUUCGGUGUAGAACUACAUCUGCGGCAAAAUGAAGCUGUUCAGUUUGUCAGUCAUCCAUAAAGGAGCCACGAAGGCAAACUUGCUGAAAGCUGCCUAUGACCUGUCAUCUUUCAGCUUCUUUCAGAGGUCCAGUGUGCAGGAGUUCAUGACGUUCACCAGCGCGUUGAUUGUGGACAGGUCGAGUUUAGGAAGCCGUGCAUCUGUCAAAGAACAGGAUUAUCUCUGUCACGUAUACGUGCGGAAUGACUCACUUGGUGCCGUAGUAAUCGCAGACAAUGAAUACCCUUCCAGGGUCUGUUUCAGCCUACUGGAUAAGGUGCUUGAUGAGUUCUCGCGGCAAGUGGACCCCAUUGACUGGCCCUCUGGUUCCCCAGCUACCAUUCAGUACGCUGCUCUGGAUGCCUACCUGGCCAAGUACCAGAAUCCCAGAGAAGCUGAUGCCAUGUCAAAAGUCCAGGCUGAAUUGGAUGAAACCAAAAUUAUUCUGCACAACACAAUGGAGUCACUAUUAGAACGAGGAGAGAAGCUUGAUGAUUUGGUACAGAAGUCGGAGCACCUGGGCAACCAGUCAAAAGCUUUUUACAAAACGGCAAGAAAACAGAACUCGUGUUGUGUGGUGAUGUGAUCGCAGUGGGUGAUGUGACCGAUCUGACUCCUCCCAGCCACACAUCUUUCUUUUCUUCGUCCUCUUCUUUUCCUCCUCUCUCUCUUUCUUUCUUACUUUCUCUCUCUCUCUCUUUCUCUCUUCUCUCUUUCUCUCUCUCCCUCCUCUGUCUCUGGCUGGGCCAGAAGCGUUUCAGCUCUCAGAUGUCACAGAGGAAAAAGGUUGGGGGGGAAGUAUUCACAAGAAAUGAAGACGUCUGAGACGAGCCAAUCAAAACCGUUCAGAAAGGGGGUUAACAGAAGAGGGGAAGGGGUCUGAUUUCCCAGAGUGCACCACACAUGUCCUGCUACGGCUGCUUUUGCUGUCUGGGGUUAAGUUUUAAAAGACAUACAAGUGCGGCCAGUAGCAGACAUCUCGUGCCCUUUUAUCCCAAAGGGGGAGAGGGAUGCUGCACAACGAAGUGACAGGUAUUGCAUAGAGUGAGGGGCUUUACGACUCCUCCUAUUGUGCCUUACUUACUUUAGAUUGCCAUUUGUUUUAUGUAUAAAACGCUCAACCCCACACCCCACUCUCUCUGCCACGCCCCGCCCCCCUAAGCAUCCACUCCUAUACACUAUGUACAGAUGUGUGUGAUCAGUGCAAAAGCCGACCGCCUUAUGCAAUGUCUGCGAAACAUUGAAAGAGGCACUGCUGUAAUGUCUGUUUAAAAAUCAUAGGAAGGCUGAGGUUUUUGUUUUGUUUUUCCAUCCCAAAACGGUGUUAUUUCAGUGCCAUCUUUAAAAAAAGAUGCACUUUGUUCGUUUUGACUCGGGUGUGUAGUCGCUUGUAUGUGGCUGUGUUUAACUGUGCGAUUGUGUUGAAGCUCUUGUGAGAUUUGAGUCGGGUUACCGUUUUGUACUUGUGUAAAAGCCUGUACAGUGUGUGCGUACGUUUGUGUGUAUGUAUGAUUAUUAGUGUUAAUGACCAAACUCGUAGGCGAUAUAAUGAACUGGAAAAAUCAUGAAGUAUCUCAUAUGAUGGACUGGGAGAGGCUUCUCAAAUACAACAAAAUAAAAAUGUUCUUAUUAUAUUUA